AUGUUAAUGACACUUUUAAGCUCUCACUUAGAUGGUUUAGAAACUGAGACUCCCCAAAUCCCUGAUGACAACAUCUGUCAGCAGGAAGACCUGGUAGUGGAGGCGAGUGCCGACACCAGCCCCUGCCACUACCAGGAAUCUGUAGAUGAGAGCGGAGUCCCUCCGUAUAACACCAGUGAGGAGACUCCCCAAAUCCCUGAUGAUAACAUCUGUCAGGCGUCACCUGAAGAGACUGGCACCAACACCAGCCAGGACGAGGGCUCAGUAACGGAACUGAGCCAAGAGGAUAAGAGCGGAGUCCCUCAGUGUAACACCUGUGAGGAGACUCACGAUAUCCCUGAUGAGAACACCUUGGAGGCGAGCGCCGACACCCGCCCCUGCCACUACCAGGCGUCACCUGAAGAGACUGGCACCAACACCAGCCAGGACGAGGGCUCAGUAACGGAACUGAGCCAAGAGGAUAAGAAACACCUUAAGGAGGAAUCUGGCACUACCACCUGCCGGCCCAAGAUCUCCCAGAGAAAGCGAGUGGAACCUCCGACCAACGAGGGGAAUAACACCAUCUCACUCGCUGAGAAAUAUCCAGAGCCCGGGAGAUAUUUCAAAUUGGGGGAACAAAUCGGAGAGGACCCCAAUGGAGUGAUUUACAAUGGAUGGCACCGAAGCAGACGAAUGGAGGUGGCCAUUGUAAUCAUAGAAGAUCAAGAGAAGCAAAAAGGAAUCCAAUCAGAAGUUCAAGUCCUUGAAAUGGUGUCAGGCCAUGAAAACAUCGUGGAUUUCUAUGGGGCCUAUUACCAUCAGGCCCCACGGACACCAUCACUCCCGGAAGGACUAUGGAUUGCUACUGAGUUCAUCACUGGUGCCACUCUGCAAGAUCUCAUUGGCACCAGAAAGACCUUAGGAGAAAGGUGGAUCUCCUACAUCUGCAAACAAAUAACCACGGGCCUUUUCCACCUGCAAAAGAAGAACAUCAUCCACCAUGACAUCAAGCCCGAAAACAUCCUGAUCACCUCCUAUGGAGAGGUGAAGAUCGGCGAAUUUGGAUUUGCCACGUUUGGAGAAAAGAGCAGCAGUACUUCUGGGACUAUAACAUACUCGGCCCCAGAAGUACUGGCUAAUUUUACCAACAAGCACGAGUAUGACCAUAAGGCUGACAUCUGGUCACUCGGCAUUGCAGCCAUCGAAAUGGCGGAGGGACUCUCAUUCAGCAAACUUCCACGACAGAAGCUGAUUGAGAAGAUCACACGUGGUCCCGCGCCAACAUUAACACCAUGGGGAAAAUGGAGCGAUGAGUUCCGUUUCUUCAUUUCCGAGUGCCUGCAGAGAGAACCAUCGAAAAGACCGUCUGCAAGGCAACUUCUGUCCCACCCCUUCAUUGGAGAGAUCAGGGGUGAAAGGGGUGUGCAAAAGAACAUCGCCCAACAGCUGCACAGAGGAAUGAAGCACUAAAAGAACAGAAGGAGGCAGCCAUCGGGG
Messenger RNA from Xenopus tropicalis (tropical clawed frog), 1476 nucleotides. Its product is annotated as traf2 and NCK-interacting protein kinase-like. The transcript has 20 exons. The record is from RefSeq and is a predicted model, not a curated record. NCBI's taxonomy places the organism in Eukaryota, Metazoa, Chordata, Amphibia, Anura, Pipidae. Gene Ontology annotation, molecular function: kinase activity; ATP binding; protein serine/threonine kinase activity. The coding region runs from base 1 to 1449 and encodes 482 amino acids.